AAGCCAAUGCACAUAUUUUUGUUCAAGACUAUUACGAAAUGCUAGAGGAUUGUAUGCCACGAGCCCUAAAAAUAAUUGAUGGAAUUAGCAGAGUUAAAUUUCUUACUUUGUGUGUUGCUACUCUUGAGUUUUUCAGAGAAGAAGAUUAUCUAGAAGCUCGUCUACCUAGCUUUCACAACUUGACUCAUUUGAAGGUGGAACGUCAGACGUUGAUUUGUGAUAAAAGUUUAGUGUUGACAUAUUUUCUUCAUAAAUCACCUAAUCUGGAAUCUCUAGAUGCACCAAAGAUAUGCUUCAGCAAUAACAAUUUAGGGUUAUCGAAUUUAAAUUCUUUGGAGAGAAAAUUGUGCAGAAUGGGCGCUCUAAAUCCACCAUCUAUUUCCAAAACCCAGAAAGUUUUCAUUGGAGAAGAUCUAAUCAGCAAAUUACCUGACCAUAUCCUCCUUUAUGUUCUUUCUUUUCUGCCAAUCAAAGAUGUUUUAACAACUUCUGUGUUGUCAACGAGAUGGAGAUACCUUUGGACCUCUAUUUCUAACAUUGAUUUUGAUCAGUAUAGUGCUGGGUACAUGUCGGGGAUGAAGGAAAACAUUGAGACUAGCUUCUUGGAUUCCAUGGAACGAGUACUGAAGGAUCAUGAUCCCACAUGUAUACGAAAAUUUAGUUUGGUGGCAAGGUGUAUGGGUAUCAGUUCAUCUCGUAUUAAUUCUUGGGUAUCUUUAGCAUUAAGUCGUGAGGUUCAAGAGCUCCAACUCGAUAUAUCUUUUGAAACACCCUUUGUGUGGCCCAAUAGUCUUUUCACUGCUGAAUCACUUAGAAUACUGAAAUUGCGGAUAUAUUCAAUUUUCAAUGUUCCUAGUUUCGUACACUUUUCCAACCUUAAGACCUUACACCUUAGAGAACUAGCAUUUCCGGGUGAUGAAUCCACCAAUCAAUUUUUCGCUGGUUGUCCAGUUUUACAAGAGCUGGUUUUAUUGAACUGUGCAUGGAAGCAUACUAAGAGAGUCACCAUUUCAAUUCCCACUCUAAGGGAAUUUAAAUUUUUGGAAGAUAGCUAUUACUCGGACUAUGAUCUUGUCCUUGAUUGUGUGGUCAUGAUUUAUGCUGAAAAUCUUGUUUCACUUGAUGUCAAGGGUUAUUUGACUGUGGAAGUCUCUUUGUGUAACUUAGCUUCACUAGUCAAUGCGCGUAUUAAUGUGUUAGACUGUGGCAUGGAGAAAGACAAUAGUAAUCAACGAGCUUUCAAAUUAAUAAAUGGAAUUCGCAAUGUAAAAUCUCUUGCUUUGUCGGGUGUUACCAUUGAGUUUUUGGCUGAUAGAAAUGAUCUAAAACUUCAAGCUGGUCUGCCUGUUUUUCACAACUUGACUCAUUUGAAGAUGAAUGCAGAGUUCUUGUGUGAAGAUGGAAGUUAUAUGUUUAAAUAUUUUCUUCAAAAAUCACCUAAUGUAGAAUUUCUUGAUGUUUGGCAGGAAUUUUACUUUGCUGUGAAUGACUGGGUAAUGCAUGUUGCACCAUUGUAUUUGAAACGUUUCCUCAAAACUGCCAGUAUUAAAUGUUGGGUGGACGGAGACUUGAAAAAUUUAAGAUAUUUAUUUGAGAAUGCGGACUCAAUGGAGAGGGUUACAAUCUUUUGUCCUAAUGAGUUGGAGGAAUAUUUGAAGAUGAAGAAGGAGAUCAACUAUCAAUUACAAGUAAUUGGCAAAGGAACAAGGAAUGUUGAAAUUGAGUUUCGUGAGGGGUGGGAUGGUAAUUCAGAAGUUGUUAGUAUUAUAAUUUGAUUAUAAUAUGAUCAGGGAUUUAAUAUUUUGUUAUGUUUAAGGCAAUUGAUAGACUACAUUUGGUGUAUCUUAGUUGCAUGGUUC
Messenger RNA from Pistacia vera, 1859 nucleotides. Its product is annotated as F-box/LRR-repeat protein At4g14103-like. Bases 39 to 1775 code for a protein of 578 amino acids. Gene Ontology annotation, molecular function: protein binding. The transcript has 8 exons. The record is from RefSeq and is a predicted model, not a curated record. NCBI's taxonomy places the organism in Eukaryota, Viridiplantae, Streptophyta, Magnoliopsida, Sapindales, Anacardiaceae.